Messenger RNA from Hevea brasiliensis (rubber tree), 3053 nucleotides. Its product is annotated as DNA-directed RNA polymerase 3B, chloroplastic. NCBI's taxonomy places the organism in Eukaryota, Viridiplantae, Streptophyta, Magnoliopsida, Malpighiales, Euphorbiaceae. Bases 128 to 2941 code for a protein of 937 amino acids. The transcript is spliced from 19 exons. Gene Ontology annotation, biological process: mitochondrial transcription. Gene Ontology annotation, molecular function: DNA binding; DNA-directed RNA polymerase activity. Gene Ontology annotation, cellular component: mitochondrial DNA-directed RNA polymerase complex. The record is from RefSeq and is a predicted model, not a curated record.
AAUGACCACUAGGAUAGUACUCACCUACUUGGGGUUUAAGAGAGGUUUUCUCUGCUGGCCUUCUCCUCUUUCUUCUCCAUCUUGAAUCUCUGGUCUGCUCAGACUUAUCUCCAUCCGCCACCAAAAAAUGGCUUCCAACGUCUCUCUACCUAUGAACUACAGAGCUCAAUUUCAGUCCCCAACUUGGCCACCAAAACCUCCGAAAAUCACCAGAAUUCAUAAAUCCUACAAAAACCUCCAUUUUCUCUCUGUACCAGCCAAUCACUGUCUCUCUACUCCUUUACUCUCUUCCUCUUCUUUCCCUCUUAUCACCAAAUUCCCUCGUAAUCUACUCCCUUUCCACCCUUUGCAAGAUGCUACUGAGGAACAUAUCAUCGAAGACAUUGAUAAUUCCAUGAGAAACCACCAAAAUCUUGAAAAUCUGAUCAAAUUGGACUUACCCACUGGCCACAAUCGCCAGAUUAUACGUCAGGAAUUGUCAGAAAGAGUUCUUAUCCAUGAUCCUCCGUGGAUUUCAGCUCUUUUUUUUAAGGGACUGUACAAGAUAGCUAAUCGAGAAUUGAAGGUAGAGUUCAAGGAUAUUGAAAAGAGAAAGUAUAAUUUGCUUAGGAGGAGGCAAAUUAGACAAGAGACUGAGGCGUGGGAGAGAAUGGCGGAAGAAUAUAGGUGUUUAGUGAAGGAAAUGUGCGAGAGGAAGUUGGCACCAAAUUUGCCGUAUGUUAAGGGAUUGUUUUUGGGGUGGUUUGAGCCCUUGAAAGAGGCCAUAAAGAAGGAGCAGAAUCUGCAGAGGUCGAAGAAGCAGAAGGCGGCCUUUGCUCCCCAUAUUGAGUUGUUGCCAGCAGAUAAGAUGGCAGUGAUCGUUAUGCACAAGUUGAUGGGGCUAGUGAUGGUUGGCCAUGAAGAUGGGUGUGUGCCAGUUGUCCAGGCUGCGGUGCAAAUUGGUAUGGCUGUAGAGCAGGAGGUUAGGAUUCAUAAUUUCUUGGAAAAAACAAAGAAUUUCCAAAGGAAGAAGACAAUCACUGAUGCUCAACAGAGUCUGGGAAGGGAGAAGGAGAUACUCAGAAAACGUGUUAAUAAUUUGAUUAGAAGGAAAAGGCUUAUUGAGGUGCAGAAGCUGUUGAAAAAUGAAGAAAUGAAACAUUGGGGUCGAGAUACACAGGCUAAGCUGGGAAGUCGCCUGGUGGAACUGUUAACUGAAACAGCUUUUGUGCAACCCCCCGUCAACCAGUCAGCAGAUAUUCCACCUGAUGUUCGACCUGCUUUUAGGCACAGAUUUAGAACUAUAACAAAUAAUCCAGGGCAUAAAAUUGUGAAGAAGUAUGGGGUUAUAGAAUGUGAUCCCCUCAUCCUCACUGGACUUGAAGGAUCUGCUAAGCAUAUGUUGAUUCCUUAUUUUCCAAUGCUAGUACCUCCCAAAAAGUGGAAAGGGUAUGACAAGGGUGGACACUUUUUCUUGCCUUCAUAUAUCAUGCGUACUCAUGGAUCUAGGAAGCAACAAGAUGCACUUAGGAGUGUUCCUGGAAAAAAUAUGCAGAAAGUAUUUGAGGCCCUGGAUAUGCUUGGAAACACCAAAUGGAGGGUGAAUAGAAGAGUACUUGAUGCAGUGGAAAGCAUAUGGGCAAGGGGUGGCAAUAUAGCAGGCUUGGUUGAUCGUGAAGAUAUUCCGAUACCAGAGAAACCACUUUCAGAGGAUUUAAGAGAGAUUCAGCAGUGGAGGUGGAGUAUGAGAAAGGCAAAGAAGAUAAACCGAGAAAGGCAUUCUCAGAGAUGUGACACUGAACUUAAGCUUUCUGUGGCACAAAAACUGAAAGAUGAGGAGGGCUUUUAUUAUCCUCACAAUCUUGAUUUUCGAGGCCGUGCGUACCCAAUGCAUCCACAUUUGACACAUCUAAGUUCUGAUAUUUGUCGAGGAAUUCUUGAAUUUGCAGAAGGACGACCAUUAGGGAAGUCUGGGUUACGCUGGCUGAAGAUACAUUUGGCAAACCUGUAUUCAGGAGGGGUUGAAAAACUCUCUCAUGAAGGGCGCCUAGCUUUUGUGGAAAAUCACUUAGAUGACAUAUUUGAUUCAGCAGAAAACCCUGUUCAUGGAAAAUGUUGGUGGCUAACGGCUGAAGAUCCUUUCCAGUGCUUAGCUGCUUGUGUUAAUCUAUCAGAAGCCUUAAAGAGCUCAUCACCACACACUGUCAUCUCCCACCUGCCAAUCCAUCAGGAUGGAUCUUGCAAUGGCUUGCAGCAUUAUGCAGCCUUGGGAAGAAACAGUCUCGAAGCAGCAGCAGUUAACUUAGUUGCUGGUGAAAUACCUGCUGAUGUUUAUACAGAAAUUGCUGUGAGGGUCCAUGAAAUAAUAAAAAGAGACAGCAGGAAGGACCCUACUACAAAUCCAAAUGCCAUAUUAGCCAACCUUUUAAUUGAUCAGGUGGAUCGAAAAUUGGUUAAACAAACAGUAAUGACUUCAGUAUAUGGUGUCACUUAUGUUGGGGCACGUGAGCAAAUAAAACGAAGAUUAGAGGAGAAGGGUCAUAUUACAGAUGAUAGGCUGCUAUUCAGUGCAGCUUGUUAUACUGCUAAAGUGACAAUGACUGCCCUGGGGGAAUUAUUCCAAGCUGCACGUGAUAUAAUGAAUUGGCUUGGUGAUUGUGCAAAGGUUAUUGCUUUAGAAGAUCAGCCUGUGCGGUGGACAACUCCUCUAGGUCUUCCUGUUGUGCAACCAUACUAUAAGAGUGAACGACAUCUUAUACGAACUUCACUUCAGGUUUUGGCCCUGCAGCGGGAGGGUAACUCGGUCGAGGUUAGGAAACAGAGAACUGCAUUCCCUCCAAAUUUUGUUCACUCGCUUGAUGGUUCACACAUGAUGAUGACUGCUGUAGCAUGCAGAGAUGCUGAUUUGCGUUUUGCAGGUGACAAUGACUGCCCUGGGGGAAUUAUUCCAAGCUGCACGUGAUAUAAUGAAUUGGCUUGGUGAUUGUGCAAAGGUUAUUGCUUUAGAAGAUCAGCCUGUGCGGUGGACAACUCCUCUAGGUCUUCCUGUUGUGCAACCAUACUAUAAGAGUGAA